Messenger RNA from Tinamus guttatus (white-throated tinamou), 952 nucleotides. The record is from RefSeq and is a predicted model, not a curated record. NCBI's taxonomy places the organism in Eukaryota, Metazoa, Chordata, Aves, Tinamiformes, Tinamidae.
AUGGGAGACAUGGGAGACCCUCCAAAAAAAAAACGUCUGAUUUCCCUAUGUGUUGGUUGCGGCAAUCAAAUUCACGAUCAGUAUAUUCUGAGGGUUUCUCCGGAUUUGGAAUGGCAUGCAGCGUGUUUGAAGUGUGCAGAGUGUGAUCAGUAUUUGGACGAGACCUGUACGUGCUUUGUUAGGGAUGGGAAAACCUACUGUAAAAGAGAUUAUAUCAGCCUGUGCAGGCUCCUGCCUCCUACUUAUGGGGAUCCUCUUCCCCCUCCCCCUUCCCUUACAGCAGAACCUAUCUCUGCCAGACAGCCAGCUCUGCGACCCCACGUCCACAAGCAGCCCGAGAAGACUACCCGAGUCCGGACGGUCCUUAACGAGAAGCAGCUUCACACCUUGAGGACCUGCUACGCUGCCAACCCCAGACCCGACGCCCUCAUGAAGGAGCAACUGGUAGAAAUGACUGGCCUCAGCCCGCGGGUCAUUAGGGUUUGGUUUCAAAACAAGCGAUGCAAGGACAAAAAAAGGAGCAUUAUGAUGAAACAACUUCAGCAACAGCAGCCCAAUGACAAAACUAAUAUCCAAGGGAUGACAGGAACUCCGAUGGUGGCUGCUAGUCCUGAGAGACACGAUGGUGGUUUACAGGCGAACCCAGUGGAGGUGCAGAGUUACCAGCCGCCUUGGAAAGUACUGAGUGACUUCGCAUUGCAGAGUGACAUAGAUCAACCUGCUUUUCAGCAACUAGUUAAUUUUUCAGAAGGAGGACCUGGUUCCAAUUCCACUGGAAGUGAAGUUGCAUCAAUGUCCUCUCAGCUCCCAGAUACACCAAACAGCAUGGUAGCCAGUCCUAUUGAGGCAUGAGGAACAUUCAUUCAGAUUUCUGUUGUUACUGUUUCUGCCCUUACCCUCACCCCUGUUGGAGUGAGUGGGAAAAUGAUCACGUUGGGACUCCAAAAUUUAG